CCCGCCCUGCUUCCGGUCGUACCGCUCCAGGUACACAGCCCGCCCGAAGCCGCAGUUACUGAUCCGCUCUUGUCAUUGUGUAGGCAGCCGAGGCUCUUCCAUGGACGAGACGCGACACGGUGGUGACGAAGUCAACAGAGAGGACGAGACAGUCAUGGACGAGGCCCAGGGCAGCAUGCUCUCACACAUCAUAUCGCAGCUGCGACCCGGCGCAGACCUCAGUCGAGUGACAUUGCCCACCUUCAUUCUCGAGCCGCGGUCCAUGCUCGAGCGUAUAACAAAUUUCAUGGCACAUCCUGAGACUAUGCUGCCCCUCACCAAGAUCGAGGAUCCAGUGCAGCGAUUUGUCGCCGUGACCAAGUUUUACCUCAGUGGCUGGCACAUCAAACCUCCGGGUGUGAAGAAGCCGCUGAACCCAAUCCUCGGAGAGAUAUUCACCGGAUACUGGGAGUACCCAGACGGUACAAAAGGAUACUAUGUCUCAGAGCAGACGUCACAUCAUCCACCCAAGUCCAGCUACUUCUUCAUGGCUCCAGAGCACCACAUCCGCAUCGAUGGCUGUCUGAAACCCAGGAGUAAGUUCUUGGGCAAUUCCGCUGCAAGUUUAAUGGAGGGCAUUGCUGUCUUGAGAUUGCUCAACACAGGCGAGCGCUUUUUCGUCACACAACCGAACAUGUACGCACGAGGCAUCCUAUUCGGCACAAUGAAGUACGAACUGGGAGACCACGCAUACAUACGGUGUCCAGAAACCGGAAUGUCGGCCGAUCUCGAGUUCAAGACAAGGGGCUACUUCAGUGGCACCUACAACGCAAUUGGCGGCUACAUCAAAGAUGCCAACGGCAAGAACCUCUAUGAGUUUUCGGGGCUCUGGAACGAGGAGAUGUACAUCAAGGAUCUGACUACUGGAAAGAAAGAACUCCUUUUUGAUGCAUCACACGCAAAACACAGCCCGCCACUGGCUCGGCCUCUUGAGGAGCAAGAUGAACGCGAAUCCCAGAGGCUAUGGCACGAUGUCACUGAAGCUGUAAAGCGGAGAGACCAGGAUGUAGCGACUGAUGCAAAGGCAAAGGUUGAGGAAAGACAGCGGGAGGAAGCAGCGAAGCGUAACAGUGAGGGCAUCGACUGGAGUCCACAGUUAUUCCGCAGGGUGCAGGCUGGUCGUGGUGGGCCUGAAGAAGGCGAAGAGGAUUUGGAGUGGAUCAUCAACGCCAAAGUUGAUGGCAAGACUCCCGACGAGUUGGUCAAACAAAUACUGCAAAUCCACGCAAUACUUCCUGGACAGAAACCGGAGCGACAGUUCAAUAUCCCUAUUCGAUCGAGCACUCAGCAUUCCAGCACCGAACCCACUGACCAUCAAUCAAUCCCUCAACAGCCAACACCACAGCAGGCAACCCCUCAGGAAGCCACAUCACCGCAACCUGCUGUGCAGCAGACCGCUUCACAGGACUCUGUACAGCCAACCUCUUUCCAGCCUGUACCGGUACCUGCUUCCCAGAAUCCUCAAGAGGGUGUUGGUCAAUCCAUCAGCGCCGGAGGCGUGGCGCAUCUCGAACCCACUCGAUCAGUCGCGAAGAACACAUUCCCAACCGACCCAACGAAUCCAUCCGUGGUACCCAUGGGAAAGCCAAGAUCACAACCAGAUUUCAUCUCGGACAGCACAAAGGCAAAGCUCGAUGCAGAGCUACCGCCUAGCAAGUUGCUGAACUCGAACCCGGCAAAAGAGCCACACAGGGACGAUAUGCUGCGACGGAAAGACAGCGAGACACACGAGGACGAUGAGUUUGUUGACGCGCAAUCAUAGGUUCAUGUGCGUACAAUUGCUCGUCUCUUCUUUUCUUGUCUUGGACUGCGUGGUUGCAUGCAUAAGAUUGGCUUACAUACCCGUAUUUGAGAUAUCUUAAUGUCAAAAGACUAGUUUGAUUCGUGAUAAAUGC
Messenger RNA from Parastagonospora nodorum SN15, 1934 nucleotides. RefSeq lists its product as hypothetical. The record is from RefSeq and is a predicted model, not a curated record. Gene Ontology annotation, cellular component: cytosol; membrane; intracellular membrane-bounded organelle. The transcript is spliced from 7 exons. Gene Ontology annotation, molecular function: sterol binding. Bases 101 to 1801 code for a protein of 566 amino acids. NCBI's taxonomy places the organism in Eukaryota, Fungi, Ascomycota, Dothideomycetes, Pleosporales, Phaeosphaeriaceae.